Bipolaris maydis ATCC 48331 is the source of this 739-nucleotide messenger RNA. Lineage: Eukaryota; Fungi; Ascomycota; Dothideomycetes; Pleosporales; Pleosporaceae. The record is from RefSeq and is a predicted model, not a curated record.
AUUUCCAAAAUAGAGCAACUCAAAGAAGCACCCAAAACUUGAGGCAACAUCAGCCAUGCAGCUCGCGAGUCUAUGACGCUGCAUGCAUAUUUCGAACACAAACAAAGUUUCAACACAUUCAAAACAUGCAUGAAGGCUACGUGCGACACAACCACAAACACAUGCAAUGCCAAACUCACGCCUCCUUGGGAUUGCCUCGGCCAUUCACUCCGCAAAAUGCGGUCUGCCAGCAAAAGCAGUAACAAUGAGAACGGUAAUAUCGCCACUCUGCGAUAAUCCGGCUGUGGGGCCGGCGUACCCGUAGCAAAGUUCUUGCUAACGAGCACGACCCCCCAUAUACCCAUACUAUAGGCUUUUACGGCUUCAUUCAUAUACUGUACGACAAGUAGACGCAGUACAUGACUAGAAUUAUAUAGUCGGUGAAACUAGGUGGAUACUUUCUACGUAAGUUCAUUGUCAUGGGUAUUUCGAAGACUGAAGAGAACAAGUCGCCUGUUCACGAGAAGGUCCGAAUGUUUUGCAGUGGCUGGGGGAAGACAAGAGUUUUGAGAUAGUGGAUAAUGCGAUACUGGAGAUCGAGACAAGAGAGGCAAGUAGGCUAAGGGGAGUGUGGCGUUUAUUUGGGUGUUGGCCCGAAAAGUGGUGAGAUUCCAAUGAAUCCAUCACCGUGCUUCUUUAUGAACGCAUUCAACACCAUUCAUAACACCAUUACGAUUUCGCAAUCCAUAUUCACACCCCA